Vicia faba (fava bean) is the source of this 327-nucleotide messenger RNA. The record is from the annotation of a GenBank genome assembly. Lineage: Eukaryota; Viridiplantae; Streptophyta; Magnoliopsida; Fabales; Fabaceae.
AUGGGAUGUCAUGCGCGUGUUGCUGUUCCGAAAGCUCAACUGGGCCUGCCAGAGCUGACACUUGGUAUUAUUCCCGGAUUCGGAGGUACACAGCGUCUUCCAAGGCUUGUUGGGACGUCUAAAGCAGUUGAAAUGAUGCUGACAUCUAAACCAAUCACGUCGGAAGAAGGGCAGAAACUAGGAAUUAUUGAUGCUAUUGUAUCUUCCGAGGAGUUACUAAAGGUAUCUAGGCUGUGGGCUCUUGAAAUUGCCGAAAAGCUCAAACCUUGGGUUCGUUCACUUCAUAUAAAUGGUGAACACAACACAAUUAUAUAUCAAUUUUGUUAG